Cynocephalus volans (Philippine flying lemur) is the source of this 8598-nucleotide messenger RNA. RefSeq names its product zinc finger and BTB domain containing 38 (gene ZBTB38). Bases 1209 to 4769 code for a protein of 1186 amino acids. The record is from RefSeq and is a predicted model, not a curated record. Gene Ontology annotation, molecular function: protein binding; DNA-binding transcription factor activity, RNA polymerase II-specific. Lineage: Eukaryota; Metazoa; Chordata; Mammalia; Dermoptera; Cynocephalidae. The transcript has 8 exons. Gene Ontology annotation, biological process: regulation of transcription by RNA polymerase II. Gene Ontology annotation, cellular component: nucleus.
CUCCCUCUGCAGCCAGGAAACUGGCUGGGGAGUGGCACUCGCAGCUGCAGCAAAUCUCAAAAUAAGGAGGCGACCGCCUUUCUCCUGCUCUCCAUCUCCCCCACAGCACACCUUUCUUUUCUUUUCCUCUUCUUCUUUUGUUUUAAAGCCUCAUGGAAGGUUUCACGUGUAGAUCAACUUUCAAAAUGUAGCAAGUCAGAAUGGGUGACAUCAUCAGAAAAUUAUGUGGAGCUGAUCUCGACCAGAAGUGAAGAACCAGAGCAAGAAAGCGGUUGUAAUUCCUGAGCCAGGGAGUUGGCAGCAUCUGGGCUUCCGAGGAGCCAACGCCUCCGAGUUGUCUUGACGUGAGGCUCUGCUGUACUACUGUUCCUCUGGCUGCAGGACCUGAACACUGUGACCACUAAUUUGCCACAUUUAUUUCUGGAGUAGUUGUGGGAGAGAGAUGAGCUCCAAAGAGAAGAGGACUCGCUGUGGUUCAGUUGAACCAAGACUCUGAGGCUGAUAUGCAAUGUCACUUACAACAUUAAUCAGAUACUGCAUUUAAGUGCUGGUAUCAGUGGUUUGAUUUUCAGCAAAUGUGACAGUGGCCUUUGCAGUGGUCAGCUCCGAGCUUUGAACUCUCAGAGGAGGAAUGGGAACAAAUUCAAUACACCACCUCCUUGGCUGCAGCCUCAGAGAAACCUUGGAUGAGAAACUUCUUUUUUCAAUCCUGUUUUCCUGUUGAUAAAUUCAGUUCUCGUGAUCACAGUACAUUCAAGCUGCGUAUGAUUUUUUGUGUGUGUGACAAUUGCAUCUAAAACUUGUGAGCAAGAAGACGGAGAAAUCAGUUGGUCUCCAUCGCUUUACAUAAAAAUGGCUGAGUGUCUUGUGAUGCUAGCCCUGCAUUAAGUGAGACACACAGGCUUUGGAAUCAAUUGAACCUGAGUUUGAGUCCCAGCUCUGGCAUAAUCCAGCUCUGUGACCUGGAACAGGUUCGGUGACCUUUCAGAGCCUCCAUUUCUGUAGCUGUGAAAUGAGGGAAUGUUUUCUACAUUCACAUCCCCACGUAUGAAGAUUAUACAAGGCCACAUAUGUAAAUCACUUUGUGCAACGCUUGACUUACAAUCUUGAUGUGGAGGAGAUGGAGGACAAAGAACCAAGGAUUUCCAAGUGAUUUCUUCCAAAGCACAGGCAACUAACUCUGUUAAGGCUGGUCUGUUCUAACUGAGAUGACAGUCAUGUCCCUUUCCAGGGACCUCAAGGACGACUUUCACAGUGACACAGUGCUCUCCAUCUUAAAUGAGCAGCGUAUUCGGGGCAUUUUAUGUGAUGUCACUAUCAUUGUGGAAGACACCAAAUUUAAAGCCCAUAGCAAUGUCCUGGCUGCUUCAAGCCUGUAUUUCAAGAAUAUCUUUUGGAGCCAUACAAUCUGUAUCUCCAGCCAUGUCCUGGAGCUGGAUGAUCUCAAAGCUGAAGUGUUUACAGAAAUACUUAAUUAUAUCUACAGCUCCACAGUUGUUGUCAAGAGACAGGAAACAGUCACUGAUCUUGCAGCUGCAGGAAAAAAGCUGGGAAUAUCAUUCUUGGAAGAUCUUACUGAUCGUAAUUUCUCAAAUUCCCCAGGUCCCUAUGUAUUUUGCAUUACUGAGAAGGGGGUGGUUAAAGAAGAAAAAAAUGAAAAAAGGCAUGAAGAACCAGCCAUCAAUAAUGGGCCAAGGAUCACAAAUGCAUUUUCCAUCAUUGAAACUGAAAAUAGUAAUAACAUGUUUUCUCCACUGGACUUGAGAGCAAGUUUCAAAAAGGUCUCUGACUCCAUGAGAACAGCUAGCCUUUGCCUAGACAGGUCUGACGUCUGCCACGAGGCAGAGCCUGUGCGCACACUUGCAGAGCACUCAUAUGCUGUUUCUUCCAUAACCGAGGCAUACAGAAGUCAGCCUGCACACGAACACGAUAACAGUUCACCUGCUAAAACAGGUAAAGAAAAUUGUGAAACUCUUGCGAAACCGAAAACAUGCCGAAAGCCAAAGACAUUCUCUAUACCCCAGGAUUCUGAUUCAACUACAGAAAAUAUACCGCCCCCUCCAGUAACCAACUUAGAGGUUAAUCAAGAAAGAAGUCCACAGCCAGCUGCAAUUCUUUCUCAUUCAGAAUCUCCCAGCAAUGAAGGAGACGUCCGUUUUUCCAGGGAAGAUGAAAACCAACCUUCUGAUGUUUCUGGGCCGCCAGCAGCAGAGAUUCCACCUCUUGUGUACAAUUGUAGCUGUUGUUCCAAAUCCUUUGACAGCAGCACUCUGCUCAGUGCCCACAUGCAGCUUCACAAGCCAACCCAGGAGCCUUUAGUGUGCAAAUAUUGUAACAAACAGUUCACCACCCUGAACAGAUUGGAUAGGCAUGAGCAGAUCUGUAUGAGGUCAAGCCACAUGCCCAUUCCUGGAGGAAACCAACGCUUUUUAGAAAACUAUCCUACCAUUGGACAAAAUGGAGGUUCAUUCACAAGUCCAGAACCUUUAUUAUCUGAAAAUAAGGUUGGUGAAUUUUCCAGUACUGGAAGUACCUUGCCAGAUACAGAUCACUUGGUUAAAUUUGUUAAUGGGCAAAUGCUCUAUGGUUGCGUUGUGUGCAAACGUAGUUAUGUGACUUUAUCCAGCCUCCGAAGACAUGCAAAUGUACACUCAUGGAGAAGAACAUAUCCUUGUCAUUACUGCAAUAAAGUAUUUGCAUUGGCUGAGUACAGGACAAGACAUGAAAUUUGGCAUACGGGAGAAAGGCGGUAUCAAUGCAUUUUCUGUCUUGAAACUUUCAUGACCUACUAUAUACUCAAAAAUCAUCAGAAGUCUUUCCAUGCCAUAGAUCAUAGACUUUCCAUCAGUAAAAAAACAGCAAAUGGAGGCUUGAAGCCUAGUGUCUAUCCAUAUAAACUUUAUAGGCUACUGCCUAUGAAAUGCAAGAGAGCUCCUUAUAAGAGCUACCGAAAUUCUUCCCAUGAAAAUGCUCGAGAAAACAGUCAAAUGAAUGAGUCUGCACCUGGUACCUGUGUUCAGAAUCCCCACAGCUCUGAAUUACCUACACUGAAUUUCCAAGAUAGCGUAAACAACUUGACCAGCAGCCCAGCCAUCCCAUUGGAAACAUCUGCAUGUCAGGACAUACCCACUUCAGCCAAUGUACAAAAUGCAGAAGGCACCAAAUGGGGAGAGGAGACAUUGAAAGUUGAUGCUGAAGUGUCAGUUUCUUCCACUGAAAAUGCUGUUGCUUCUGACCUCCAGGCAGGGGAUGCACCUGUUUUGUCUUUGAGUAAUGGCAGCGAGAACUCAGCCUCUGUGAUCAGCUACAGCGGCUCCGUGCCCUCGGUCAUCGUGCACAGCAGCCAGUUUUCGUCAGUGAUAAUGCACAGCAAUGCUGUUGCUGCCACGACCAGCAGCAACCACAGAUCCCCCUCAGACCCAGCUGUCAGUCAGUCCCUGAAAGAUGACGGCAAACCCGAGCCAGAUAAAGUGAGUAGAUUGGUAAGCAGACCCAAAAGCAUCAAGGAGAAAAAGAAAACUAUACCGCCUAGCAGGGGAGAACUACCGGAGGAGUCCAAAUAUGUUGCUGAUCCUGAAGGGUCAGUGAGCAACACCACAAAUAUCGUUGAAGAAAACAGUAAAAUUGAAACCUACAUCGCAAAACCUGCUCUGCCUGGAACCUCCACAAAUAGCAAUGUGGCACCCCUUUGCCAAAUAACAGUGAAAAUUGGGAAUGAAGCCAUUGUGAAAAGGCACAUCCUAGGAUCUAAAUUGUUUUAUAAAAGAGGGAGAAGACCCAAGUAUCAAACGCAGGAGGAGACAGUGCCACCAGAAAAUGACCCAGAACCCAAUGGUGACAGUCCACUUGGGCUGUGCCAGUCCGAGUGUGUGGAGAUGAGUGAGGUAUUUGAUGAUGCGAGUGACCAGGAUUCCACUGACAAGCCAUGGCGCCCUUACUACAACUACAAACCCAAAAAGAAAUCCAGACAGUUGAGAAAGAUGAGGAAAGUCAACUGGAGGAAAGAACACGGGAACAGGAGCCCAAGCAGUAAGUGUAAAUACCCAGCAGAGCUGGACUGUGCCGUGGGGAAAGCUCCUCAGGAUAAGGCCCUGGAGGAAGAAGAAAACAAGGAGAUGCCCAAGCUGCAGUGUGAGCUCUGCGAUGUGGACAAAGCUCUGGGGGCCGGGAGCCAGGGGAGGCCCCACCGGCAUGUCACUUCCAAGCCUUACGUUUGCGAGCUGUGCGCCAAGCAGUUCCAGAGCCCUUCCACGCUCAAAAUGCACAUGAGGUGUCAUACCGGAGAGAAGCCGUACCAGUGCAAGACCUGCGGACGGUGCUUUUCAGUGCAAGGAAACUUACAGAAACACGAACGCAUCCACCUGGGUGUGAAGGAGUUCAUCUGUCAGUACUGCAGCAAGGCGUUCACAUUGAACGAGACCCUCAAAAUCCACGAGAGAAUCCAUACUGGCGAAAAGCGUUACCACUGUCAGUUCUGCUUUCAGAGUUUUUUGUAUCUCUCCACAAAAAGGAAUCAUGAGCAGAGGCAUAUCCUGCAGCAUAACGGAAAAGGCUUUGCCUGCUUCCAGUGCCCCAAAAUUUGCAAAACAGCUGCUGCCCUUGGAAUGCACCAAAAGAAACACUUAUUCAAAAUCCCAGGUCAGCAGGAGAAGAUAGGUGGUAACAUGUGCCAUGAAAACUCAGAUCCCUUGGAGAAUCAACAUUUCGUUGAUUCGGAAGUCAAUGACCAAAAUGAUAAUGUACAGACCACUGCAGAAAAUGUCCUUUGAGUGGCAGUAGUUAGAAAAAUCCUCAAGAAUAUAAGUUGGUGGUGGUUUUUUUUUUAUUUCUAGGUUUGUUUGUUUUGUUCACAUAACAGUCAUGAAGGAGUGAAAUGUUAAAAAAAAAAAAAAAUCUCAUUUGUGAAAAUUCCACAAAAAGAAUCCUAAUAUCUACUUUGGGUUUUAGCAUUAACUUUAUGCAAAGUGCACAAAAACAGAAUAGCUGGAUCCUCCAAUAUCCCAAGUAUCUUGUGAAAGUUAAUGAAGUUCUUAGUUGUGGUAUUUCUACCAGUGAAAAAAGAGUUUAAUUUUAGCCUAAAUUAAAACUUUCUGGUAAAUGCUAAUAGGAACUGGCUGCUGAACUGUCUUUAGUCACUGGAGAAAAUAGGGUCAGAUAUCAUGAAGAUGGCAUCUUCGUAAAUAUGCUAAAUGGUAAAUGAGCUAUGACAGUUUUAAUUCCCGUCUGGCUUCUGUACUUUUAAAAUUUCUUUAAAUUAAUGGAUGCAUAUGAGACACGUAAGGAUAUAACUGAAAAUAUGUGUGUAAUGAGUAACCUAAAGUAGGACAUUCAUACAUUCUCUAGAACUCCUUUUCUGCAACACAAAUCUUGUAAAAUACCUAUAUAAAUCAAUAACUUUUAACUGUCCAUAUCCCCUGUAGAGAAUUACGAUGAGCAAUCGAUCUGCAAAUAAUGAGGACUGAUGUAAAAAUCAGUAGAAAGCAUUUUGAGUAUGACUUAAGAGUAUGUGUAUGCUUUUAGAUGGAAUGCUGUUCUCUUGCAGUUAUGGCUAAGCUGUUAUGAGAACUGGUCUAUUCAAGCAAGUCCCAGAGAACAUAGGUCAUGCCUUAUCUAUGGGGGAAAGUCUUCUCAGAAUUUUCCUGUGGUUACCUGUGCCGUACAUUACUUUGCAAUGGCCUCAUCUCAGAGAAUGAGGAAGGGUCAGAUUCUUCUGAAACUCUCUGCAGUCUUCCAGCCAUCACAAGGCCAUGGAUGUGGGCGUCCAUGCCAGACAGACUUAAGGGUUAAAGUAAAACCUGACAUCUCCCAUUCCACUGAAGGAGUGUCCAGGAGACUUAGCACAUGGCACACAUGUGGUGGUGAAUUCCCAGGCAACUGAAAGUGACAGAAAGCCUAAUCUCUGCCAUCACUAGCCUUCCUGGAGAUUAUGCGACUCAUAAUCACACUAGCAUAAAACAAAAGGACAAAAGAACCCCACCCCCACCCCACCCAUUAAUGACUUGAGCAGGAGCGAGGAAGCGAUGACCUUCCUUGCCUCAAACAGUAGUUUUGUUUUGGGAGAGUGGGGAAGUAGAAUGUGGAGUGACAAGGUUUUAUCCCUUACUUAUACGACUCAAAUAUAUCCACAAAACAUGAUGCUUUGUUUUCGUAUUCACAGACUUCUAGUCCCCUUGCUAAAAACCCACUCCAGUUUUUUAAUAUUCUUUUACACUGACACACACGAUCAACAUUGCCCUCGAAAUCUAAUUGCCCUACAGGAUAUUCCGUCAUGUGGACUAGGUUCCUGGAAAGCUGGAACUUGUGAUUCUUACUUUUUAAACUGCCAGAAUAAGAGGGGGAGAGAAAACAUUCCUGCCCUUUGAUCACCAGUAUGAGCAGAAUCCAGAACCCAGUUUAAGAGGGACCUGUGGUCAUUCAUGUUCAUUGGAUGUGAUAGAUGGAAACAAGGUUAUCCAAGGUUGGAAGAUUAUCAUUAUGAAGAAGUAGCUCAAAGGACUCUGGUUUCCCUCUGCAAGUGUUGUGAUGUCUCCAUGAAGAAGACUUCGUAUGGAUUUGGGUGGGCAAGAAAGCGUUUAAACACCCAGAAAAGGACGUGAUUAAAGUUGACCUUUUUAUACUGUAGUACUCUACUGUUAAGUAACCCCAAUAUUGUAUCUGCAUUUAUCUUUUGUUCAUCUACUUUCAUUUACAUACAGUAUUAUAUAAUAGAGGAAAAUGGGAAAAUGCAAGCGAAUUCAACUUUAUUUUAUACAUUGUAUAUAUGUAUACCUGCACUAUUCAUUUGGGUUUUGUUAAAGACAUAGUCACAAAGGGCUUAUGAAAAUCAUUUUUAAUUGAUAAUUAGAAUAUUGAAUAAGCAAUCCUGUGAUCCACUAAUUUGUUUUAUCUCAGGAUUAUGAGUCAAGAAGAAUUACUAUGUAUUCUAGUCAUUUUGAUUUGAGAUAACUCCAAAUAUAAAAUUAUUACAUGUAGUGACGUCUCCUGACCUUUACAUGUGGAUAUUUUUUAAGUGGACUUGUAUGCUAAUGAUUCUAGACCAAAGUAAAUAUGGCAGAAUAUUUAUACAUGAAAAAAUAAUUUUGCAGAUAUUUUCUAUAAGUGUAUUAUUCGUUUAAAAUGUUGAUAGCUUGUGUUAGUUUCAGGGAGGGGUGUAUAUUUUGAUAAAAAAAAUACUUGACUUUGUAAUUCUGUAUAUUCUAUACAAUUUAUAGCAGAGCCGUUUUAAGACAGCCUUGUCACAUUUUUUGUUAAUUGUGAAAAUUUUAUUAUGAGUGAUGUUUAAGUAUGCAUUGAGUACAUAACGACCAACUGCAAUUAAAGUGUAAACAGUGAACAUCUGUAUGCUGUACAAGAUAUAUUGUAAUUUGCUGUUUUAGCAUCUGUAUUUUGGUUAGAAGAUAUUAUUAAAUGCAGAUGUUAAGGGUUGGAAAAGUCUAAUUUUAUUUUUAGAAAUAAUGAAUAUAAAUUUGUUUUUGCUUGAUUAAAAUAGCUUAUUCCUACGUUAAGUCUCUUUUUAAAUGUUUUACUGUUAACUAUUUUGUGCAGCUAUUUCAUCUAUGUGAGUCACAGCUUUGUUUCACAUAUUAUUCAUUCAAUAUGUUUCUGUUUCCUUGUUUACAUUCCGUGGUACCUACUUACAUACUAAGGACUCAAUUGGACUAUAACAUUACAAAAAAGAAAAAAAACAGAAUAAGAGAGAUUGAAGUCUUCUGAUAAUUGAGUGUUUUAGAUAGACCUGAUUCUUUAAUGCUAACUCUCUUAGAAAUAUUCUCCUCUAUGCAUCCACAGGAAACAAAUUACAUUUAUUGAGUACCAGAUAUUUGGCAGCCUUCUUUACGUGGGCUAUUUCAUUAACCUCUCCUCUCCCCACCUCCAGAAAGUAGACCUCAUUAUCUACAAGUUACAGUGACUUCGAGAAGAUCCUAGACAGCUAGACAGAGCCAGGAUACCAUCCCAGGUUUGCCUGACUCCAAAGUCAAGUGUUUUUGUCCUACACACCUUAGAGGAAAACACUUAAAAACUGUUCAAGAGACAUGGACAAAGUAAUGCAGCUUCAGGGUGGUAGUUGUUAUGACUGCUGUGGAGUGGGCUUACAGGAGAUUAUGCUAGGCCCAGCUUCACCUGACUCGGGCUUCUCUUAUAUCUCAGGCUAUUGCCCUAUAAAAUCAGAUUUUAAGAGUUUGUAUACUUUUUUUAGGAUAUGGAGUGAAAUUAUAAUUUAAUGCUACUAUAAGCUAGUAAUUUUUCACAUAAAGAAAAAAAUCUGUUCCAUUGUCUCAGACUGCACUCUUAACCUUAGCUAAUCAUCUUGCAAAUGUAUGCAACCAAGUCACGAUGUGAACCUUGAAAGGGGGUGCCGGUGGCUCAGGCAGGACAGUCCGUCGCCAACACAGGGAAAAUAACUCAAAUUUCCAGGCCUACCAGUAACUGGCAAGUAAUAUCAAUUUUGUAUUUGAAGGGCAAUCCAAACUAUGUUCACCAAAAAUUUGAUAACUGUUAUCUGUUAAAACUAACUUCAUCUAGCAAAACGACAGAUUUAAUAUUGAAAGAAUUUGUAACAAUUGAGAAAGUAACUGAAUUAAAAGCAUAAAAACGAAU